This is a messenger RNA of Postia placenta MAD-698-R-SB12, 891 nucleotides long. RefSeq lists its product as hypothetical. The record is from RefSeq and is a predicted model, not a curated record. Gene Ontology annotation, biological process: ubiquitin-dependent protein catabolic process. The transcript is spliced from 6 exons. Lineage: Eukaryota; Fungi; Basidiomycota; Agaricomycetes; Polyporales; Adustoporiaceae. The coding region runs from base 1 to 891 and encodes 296 amino acids. Gene Ontology annotation, molecular function: proteasome binding; ubiquitin binding; endopeptidase activator activity. Gene Ontology annotation, cellular component: proteasome regulatory particle, lid subcomplex; cytoplasm; nucleus.
AUGACAGAGCCACGUAUUGCCUUCAAAGCAGGUCGCUGCUUCCGCCGUGAGGGCACCAGCUUCGUCGACGCGAGCCCGACGAAGGGCGCGAUCAUCCUCCAGAACGGCGAGGAUGGUCUCUUGCAUUUCAUGUGGAAAAACCGCCAGACGAACAACGUCGAAGAGGACUUGAUCCUGUUCCCGUCGGACGCGGUAUUCCAGAAGGUCGAGCAGUCUGCGUGGGGCCGGACGUACAUCCUCAAAUUCGCGUCCUCCAACCAAAGACAUUUCUUCUGGAUGCAGGACGCGGAUCCGAGCAGAGACGCCGAAUUCGUAAGCAAUGUGAACAGGCUUCUGGAUGAUCCCCAGACGAUUCCUAUAUGGUGGGCACCUGGGUACAAUCCUGGCCACGACGCGCAGGCGUCAACAUCUUCCGCGCCAGAUGCAGCUCCUACUGCCGGAUCUUCUCAGGCCGCAUCGUCUCAGGCGCACCAACCAACGGCGCAAGAGCUAGCACAACUACAGUCCAUCAUCGCUUCUAUGUCUGGCGGCAGUGGUCAGCAAGGGAUACCUGAGAUGUCCCUCGUUGAUAUUCUCACCCCCGCCAACCUAGCACCGCUUUUCAGCGAACACCCAGAGCUCGUUCGCGCAUUAUUCCCCUAUCUCCCGCCAGAUCUACCUACACACCCCACAGAGGAGACGCUCCGACAAAUUGUUUCUUCACCGCAAUUCCGUGCGGCUGUGCGCAACUUUGACCAGGCCCUGCGUACUGGCCUGCUGGGCGGGCUCGUCAGAGGCCUAGGUCUGCCGGAGGAGGCGGGCACCAGUAUCGAAGCGUUCUUGCGUGCAAUCCAGGAGCAAGCGAGAGUAGCCGACGGUGAUAGUGAGGGCGAUAGAAUGGACACAGAUUGA